Argentina anserina (silverweed cinquefoil) is the source of this 2410-nucleotide messenger RNA. Its product is annotated as mannosyl-oligosaccharide 1,2-alpha-mannosidase MNS3. Lineage: Eukaryota; Viridiplantae; Streptophyta; Magnoliopsida; Rosales; Rosaceae. Bases 203 to 2077 code for a protein of 624 amino acids. Gene Ontology annotation, biological process: mannose trimming involved in glycoprotein ERAD pathway; carbohydrate metabolic process. Gene Ontology annotation, cellular component: trans-Golgi network; membrane; endoplasmic reticulum. The record is from RefSeq and is a predicted model, not a curated record. The transcript is spliced from 6 exons. Gene Ontology annotation, molecular function: calcium ion binding; mannosyl-oligosaccharide 1,2-alpha-mannosidase activity.
AACUCCAACGUCUCGAUUGCCCAAUCAGUCCUCCUCCGUUGUUUACAGCCUUCCCGCGAAUCCAACUCCGCGCCCAAACCCGAUAUCCGACCCGAACCGGAAUUCCAAACCAUUUCGAUCAUUUACUCGUCAAUCUGAAUCCGUGAGCUAAAGACGGAGCUCCGGCUUAGCCUCGUCCCCGGCGGCGAUCGGAUCGCCGAUCAUGUCGUCGAAGUCUCUACCGUACUCCAACAAAGACCUCCACUACGACAACGCCAAGUUCCGCCACCGCUCCGUCUUCCAGGUGAUAAAUCAGGGCUUAGUCAAUAGUAAAGUAAAGCAGCAUUGUACGAGUUGUAGUACAGGGAAGUUUCUAGUGUUGCUAAUGAUAUUCGGCAUAGUGUGUUUACUGCUGACUCAUACGAGUUCCAAUGGCUCCGCUUCGUAUGGUGUAGUGAAUGGUAAUGGUACAUAUGAGCAUAACAUAAGCGGUGGCAUUAGAUUCGGGAAUCUUUUCAGACGUGCGCCGAGGAUUCCUCCUCAACUGACGCCUGAUCAGAUAGGAGCUGGUGUUGAGCUUGGACCAAAUUGGGUGGAUAGGCAAGAGAGUGUGAGGAAGGCUUUUAUUCACGCGUGGUCAGGGUAUAAGAGGUAUGCGAUGGGUUCUGAUGAGUUGAUGCCGUUGAGCAAGCAGGGAGUUGACGGUUUGGGGGGUCUUGGUGCGACGGUUGUGGAUGCUCUUGAUACUGCCAUGAUAAUGGGGGUGGAUCAGGUUGUUUCUGAAGCAGGCUCGUGGAUUGAGAAGCACCUUUCGAGUAGGAUUAGUGAGAAAGGCCAAGUUAAUUUAUUUGAGACAACAAUACGUGUUUUGGGUGGUCUGUUAAGUGCGUAUCAUUUCAGUUCAGUGAACCAAGGGACAAACUCAACACAUAAAGGACCUGAGCCGGCUGUUUAUCUAGAAACUGCUAAGAAUUUGGCCGAUCGUCUGCUAUCUGGUUUUACUUCAAGUCCAACUGCUAUUCCCUUUGGUGAUGUUGUUCUUCGUGAUCCUUCAGCACAUCCAGCUCCAGAUGGUCUUAGCAGUACUUCAGAAGUUUCUACCUUACAGCUUGAAUUCAACUAUCUCAGCUCCAUUUCUAAUGAUCCAAAAUACAGCGUAGCAGCAAUGAAGGUCUUAGAACAUAUGAAGACUCUACCAAAGGUGGAAGGGCUGGUUCCUAUAUUUAUAAACCCUAAUACUGGUGAAUUUAGUGGAAAUAAUAUAAGACUGGGAUCUCGUGGCGACAGCUACUAUGAGUACUUACUGAAAGUUUGGCUUCAGAAGGGACCAAAUCGAGAAAGUAAUUUGACAUAUCUCUAUGAUAUGUACGAGGAAGCAAUGAGAGGUGUUAGGCACCGCCUUGUUAGGAAAUCAAUACCAAAUGGAUUGGUUUUUGUAGGAGAAUUACCUUAUGGCGCUGAUGGUGAUUUUAGUCCAAAAAUGGAUCACCUGGUAUGUUUCUUGGCUGGGACUCUAGCACUUGGUGCCACCAAAGGCAUAACCAAGGAAAAAGCAAUGGUCAAUGAAUUACUAAAUUUUGAAGAUCUGGAAAAUCUGAGACUGGCAGAAGAUCUGGCUGAAACAUGCUAUCAAAUGUAUUCAGUAACAUCUACUGGUCUUGCUCCAGAAAUUGCUUACUUUCAUACACAGGAAUAUUCUGAUGGACAUCUUGAUGGUGGUAACAAGAGUUCAAAAUAUUUGAAUGACAUAAUCAUCAAACGAGCUGAUCGACAUAAUCUCUUGCGUCCCGAAACUGUUGAGUCAUUGUUUGUCUUGUAUCGCAUCACAGAAGAUCCAAAAUAUCGAGAAUGGGGUUGGCAGAUUUUUGAAGCAUUUGAGAAAUACACGAGGGUUGAUUCUGGUGGAUACAGUUCUUUGGAUGAUGUAACUACAAUUCCACCUCAUAAAAGAGACAAGAUGGAGACCUUUUUUUUGGGAGAGACUCUGAAGUAUCUGUACUUGCUGUUCGGAGAUAGUUCACAUAUUCCCUUGGAUAAAUAUGUUUUUAACACUGAAGCUCAUCCUCUUCCGAUUGAAGGAACUACCAAGAGGGUGUAACACUGUGCAGUCUACAGUAUCGUUUAAGAGCAAAAUCAUGUAUCAACAGUUCAUAUGAUAGCAGGAGUAAACAGUAAAUGCUAGAUGAGGUUUCAGAGGCGGCUUUAGUUGUUUCUCUUGUGCCAUUCACUGGUGAAUUCAACACAUUCUUCCACAUUACCAUCAGAAGACUUCAGGAGUAUUUUCCUAAAUAUCACUAUACGUGUGGAGCAAAUAUAAUGACAAAUUGUACUAUGUAUUUCAUUUUGAUUAAUUAGCUGAGAAUGGUUCAUCCAUUGAAAUUUGAUAGUAUAAAGUGCCAAAUGUUGUAAGUGAUCUUUAUUUUCUUCAGUA